AUUCACGGAAUCUUCAGAAGAGGACAUCUGGCGAAACUGCGACUGCGUCCCUGUAGGCAACGAUGGUUCAGUCCAUAUUAUGUGCCGCCAACUAUUGGCUUCCACAGUACCAUCUCUACCUGAUGGACACAACCAAAGAGAAAGUAUUGUCGCGCUAUCUAUGGUGGAAGGCAGCCUGGCCUUUGUUCAGCAGGAUGCCUUCCGAAUGCACGACAUACAGGCACUAGAUUUUUCUAACAAUCAGAUUCAAACAGUAAACGUGAACGCUUUUCGAGGUUUAGAGAUGAAGCUGACCCACCUUAGCCUCAAGCACAACAAUCUGUCCGUUAUUCCUGCCUGGGCACUUACAUAUUUACAUCAUUUGCAAGUGCUGCACUUAGACGGCAAUCGUAUAAGCUAUGUUCGAGCUAAUACGUUUGACGAGACUCAACUCAAUAAUCUCCAUUUUCUUCACCUCGACAACAAUCAAAUUACCUUCAUUCCAAAUAUGGCGUUUGCAAGACUUCGAUUGAUCGUGCUCACAUUAUCGAACAAUAGGAUAACCCAUCUGGAAAAAAUGUCGCUUCCUCCCUCGCUGAGUAUUCUCGAGCUCAAAAACAAUCUUCUAACUCAGAUUCCCUACCUCGCAUUGAAAGAAGAAACUGCUUUGCAAGUACUGGACCUCGACGGAAACAAUAUAACUUCCUUGCAUUCACACUCGGAAGUACAUUUCAAAAACGAGUUGAGGCUCGUGUUACGAAAUAACAAAAUCCAGUCGCUGGCAAGCACUUCUUUCAAAAGCUUUCGAAAAUUCAAAGAGCUUGACCUCAGCUACAAUCAGAUAUCAAGUGUACAUCCGGGAGUGUUCGAAGACAUAAGCCAAAUAAAAACUCUAGACCUGAGCUAUAAUUCGAUCGCUUUCAUA
Molecule: messenger RNA, 904 nt
Organism: Cylicostephanus goldi
Lineage: Eukaryota; Metazoa; Nematoda; Chromadorea; Rhabditida; Strongylidae
Source: the annotation of a GenBank genome assembly